Molecule: messenger RNA, 2407 nt
Organism: Thamnophis elegans (Western terrestrial garter snake)
Lineage: Eukaryota; Metazoa; Chordata; Lepidosauria; Squamata; Natricidae
Product: zinc finger protein 397-like
Exons: 5
Coding region: 432-2174 (580 amino acids)
Biological process (GO): regulation of transcription by RNA polymerase II
Molecular function (GO): RNA polymerase II cis-regulatory region sequence-specific DNA binding; DNA-binding transcription factor activity, RNA polymerase II-specific
Source: RefSeq, a predicted model, not a curated record
GCCCGGGAACCAACCUGGUGGCCACCUCCAGGGCAGGGCAAGGCGAGCAGGGCUUCCGCGGCGCAGCGGGAGAGGCGGCGGGCUGGGUCGGGCCGAGCCGGCCAGGGUAGGAUGGGCGCCGCGGAACUCAAGGCGGAGCCGCCGCCAAUGCUGCUCUUGCUACCGCUGUUUCUUCUGCCACUGCCGCCGCCGCCGCAAGAGCCCUAAAAGAGAGCCGCGCUGGCCCAGGGAGCUGCCCUUUAACAUAAUCAUCACAUCACUGACAAUAGGAUACCUUUAAAGAUUGUCCAUCCUUUCCUGUUGGGUGUUUUACACCUAUCUGGCUCCCUGGGACUACACGUUGCAUUGAAGCUCUCUGUCACUUGCGCCAGUCUCCUCUGGCUGGGUGGUUCUACAUUUAUCUGCAGGAAACUUGGAGGCGGGCGUGAAAGAUGGCUGCCACACAGGAAGUACCUCCUCCCGCAUUAGGCCUCCAUUUUUUAUACCCAUUAGAAGAAACAAUGGCACCCAGGGUGAAAAUAGAAGAGCCGGGACCUCCAUGCCCUGAAGCUGGUUGGGAAUGGGAUGCUCCGGGGAAGACUCCUCUUGUUGUCCAGGCAGGCACCAUUAGUGAUCUGUUGAGGUGGGCAACUCCUCCCCAAGUGAGGAGCGACCCAAUUCCACAGCUCUGGGAGGUUCAGUGCCAGGAGAUGGUGCAAAGCCUGAGGACACCUGCUGACGUCAUGCCAGCCCCUGUGCCUGUCCCACCCCCAGCCCCUGGCUGGAGCAAUCUCCAGCUACCUGAGCUUGCACCCGUGGAUGACAUCGAAGCCUACCUGUCAUCCUUUGAGCGGGCAGCCGAAUCAUGCCAGUGGCCAAGAGGAGAGUGGAUGAGCCGCCUUAUGCCAGCUCUUGGAAAACCCCAGCCACCCCAUAAUGGCUUGGAUGCCAGAAGUAGCAGGAAUGAGCACAGAAAGUCCAAAUCUUCCGGCCUGCGAGGGGAAUCAGGUGCCAAUGUAGAAAUGCAACGGCAGCGUUUCCGGCAGUUCCGUUACCAGGAUUCCGAAGGCCCCCGGGAGGCUUGUCGGAGGCUCCGGGAACUUUGCCGACGUUGGCUGAAGCCAGAGAGCCGCACAAAGGAGCAGAUUCUGGAACUGCUGAUCCUGGAGCAGUUCCUGACCAUCUUGCCCCAAGAGAUCCAGAACUGGGUGUGGGAACGAGGCCCUGAGACGUGCGCCCAAGCAGUGGCCUUAGUGGAAGGAUACCAGAUGGGACGGCGAGAGGCAGGGAUGUGGGAGCAGCAGGUUACAGUGCGGGUCAAGGUUGAACAGGUAAGCCCCCAGGAAAUGAUUUUACCUGGAGCACCGUGGGAUCCUUCAGCCUCGCUGCUGCCCCAUCCUGAGUAUCUAUCCUCAUCCGAUAUAACACUAAACCAGCCUGUCCCAGGCCCAGCUCUCAAGAUGCCCUGCAUCCCAAAACAGGAACCACAGGGCCUUCAGGAAACAGCACAGGAAGACAUAAUCUGGAUGGAACUUGGUGGAAGUUUGGAAGGAGUAAGACAAGGCUCCCUACUGGCCAAUGGAAACCGAAAGGAGCACUCUUUGCCCGGAGGCACGAUGGAAACGGGAUUGCUACCUGGGAAUUCCCGGGAGAAAGUGUUGGGUGAGAAUUGUGGUGAACGGAUGGGUCAACAAUUUGAAGUGAGAUGUGGAGACACAAGAGAGAAUCCAGUUGCACACCCCAACUCUUUUGGACGCUCUCACCCAGCGGGAAAGUCCCUUCACCAGUGUUCACAGUGUGGGAAAACAUUUAGCCGUAACUCACAUCUGCUCACCCACCUAAGGAUCCAUACUGGGGAGAAGCCCCACCAGUGCCCUCAGUGUGGCAAACGUUUUGGUCAUACUUCCCAGCUGACACGUCAUCAGAGGACCCAUGCCUCAGAGAGACCUUUCCGAUGUGCUCAGUGCAGCCGAAGUUUUUACCAGAGCUCAGAGUUGACCAGGCAUCGAGUAUCCCAUGCCAGAGACCGUCCGUACGGGUGCAGCCAAUGUGGGAAGAAGUUCCGUUGGAGUUCUGAUCUCAUCCGACACCAGAUCACCCAUACAGGAGAGAGACCAUACAAGUGUCCUGACUGUGGGAAGAAGUUUGGUCAGAAUUCACACCUGGUUCGACAUCGGAGAACCCACACUACUUAGCCAAGAUCUUCCCAGAAAGAAAGAAAACCGUGUUUCCCAGCAUUGAAAGCUCAAUAAGGGCCAAAACAUGGAACCAGACCACCACUUAGCUUAGUGUCAUAAUGAGCCAGAUGACAGAUGAACCUUUGGUUCAAUAUCUGCAGAGGUUUAUCUGUGGAUGUGGCUUAAUUAGAAAGAACCCAGUCUGUCUCCAGCGGGAUAGGCAAGGUGGUAGUUCCACAAUAUCAAUUUUU